UCAUACACAAGAGCGAGGGAUCAGUGCCGGAGGACAAAAGAGAAAAAUGCAGUCAAGAUGAGACACGAUCGCCUUUAGACUACAGAUCAACAUGUUUUCGCAGAUCUCCGCUACUGAUAUUGUUCUUUUCCUGAAACUGUUUUUGUAUACAAGGUUUUAAGGCGCGACUUGUAUUAUUAUUAUUAUUAUUAUUAUUAAAAUUAUAACUAUUGAACUCUGCAUAUUGUAUUUCCAGCCUUGGGGCUUUUUCACAGAGUUUUCACUUUUGGACAAACCAGGACGAUUUUCAGGAGUUUUAAUUCCAAGUUUUGGAAUUAUCUGACUCAGGAAAAUCAGAAGAGGAAAGGGUGCUUUAGGUUAGGGCACAGGGUGCUGGUGUGAGUUACAGAGCUAGUUACUGUGUGUUUGUGGAGACUCGGGAUGGUCAGUUGGUCAGUGCUUUGGCUGGUGCUCACUGCUCUGGGUGUGAGCAGUGACAGAGAAGUCCGACCAGAGGUAUGGCUACAGCAGUAUGGGUACCUUCCUCCCGGUGAUGUGCGUGCUCAGGCUAUCCGCUCCCCUAAGGCCAUCGCCUCUGCUAUCUCUGCCAUGCAGAAGUUCUAUAGUCUCACCAUCACAGGAAAGAUGGACCCUGAAACACUCGAAGCGAUGCAGAAACCACGCUGUGGGGUUCCAGAUAAAUUUGGCACUGAACAGAAGAGCAACCUGAGGAGGAGACGCUAUGUCAUUCAGGGUCAGAAGUGGAACAAGGCAGAGGUCACAUUCAGCAUCCAGAACUACACUCCUAAAGUGGGUGAAUAUGCUACAUAUGAGGCCAUCCGGAAGGCCUUCAAGGUUUGGGAGUCAGUCACACCACUGAAGUUCCGGGAAAUUCCAUACUACCAGAUCAGAGAAAGGCCUGAAAGGUUCGCUGACAUCAUGCUUUUCUUCGCUGAUGGUUACCAUGAUGACAGCACGCCAUUUGAUGGGGAAGGAGGCUUCCUGGCUCAUGCAUACUUUCCAGGUCCAGGGAUCGGAGGUGACACACACUUUGAUGCAGCAGAGCCUUGGACAACUGGCAAUGUGGACCAAGGAGGGAAUGAUGUUUUCCUGGUCGCAGUGCAUGAGCUGGGUCAUGCACUGGGUUUAGAACAUUCUGGGGAUCCUUCUGCCAUCAUGGCCCCAUUCUAUCAGUGGGUGGAGACUGAGAAUUUUGUGCUUCCUGAAGAUGACAGACAUGGAAUACAGCAGAUUUACGGUUCUCGGUCAGGAGAGGUGCCGACCCCCCCUCCUCCACAGCCCACACGCAGAUCUGACCGACCUUCAGGUAGGCCUGAUAUCUGCAAAGGCCACUUUGACACUAUCACCAUCCUGCGGGGAGAGAUGUUUGUCUUUAAGGAAAAGUGGUUCUGGCGAAUGCGUGAUAGUAAACCUCUGCAAGGUUACCCCAUGCUUAUUUCACACUUCUGGAAAGGCCUGCCGCAGUCUAUCAAUGCUGCCUACGAGCGUGCAGAUGGAAAAUUUGUCUUCUUUAAAGGUGAUAAGUACUGGGUGUUUAGCGAGGCCACUUUGGAUCAUGGAUAUCCUAAAACCUUUAAGGAACUGGGCACAGGCCUUCCGAAAGACAGAAUAGAUGCUGCUCUCUUCUACACCCCAAAUGGGAACACCUACUUUUUUAGAGGAAGCAAAUAUUACCGCUUCAAUGAGAACACGCGCUCUGUGGAAUCAGAUUACCCCAAACCCAUCAGUACGUGGAGUGGAGUUCCUGAUGAUAUCAAAGCAGCCAUUAUAAAGGAGGACAGAGCCUACACCUACUUCUACAAAGCCAACAAAUAUUGGAAGUUCAACAACAACCAGCUGAAGGUGGAGUCUGGCUACCCCAAGUCCGUCCUGACUGAUUGGAUGGGCUGUGAGCGUGAGGACUCGACAAAGCCAGACGGAACUGACGAGGAAGUCAUCAUCAUUGAAGUGAACAAGUCAGAUGGAUUUGCUGGAAGGGUGGCAGUCAUAGUGAGCCCUCUCUUACUGUUGGCCUGUGUGCUCAUAAUUCUGGGAGCGUUGCUGUUCUUCCAGCGCUACGGUACCCCACGACGCCUCCUCUACUGCCACCGCUCUCUAUUGGACAGGGUGUAAAGAUGAAGGGAUGGAAACUGAGAAGAGAUAGGGAUGUGGGGCAAUAGCAGGGGUGAAGAGAAAGGGUGUGGGGAGGGGGAUAAUGGUAGAAUGGAGAGGCUUUGCUCAGAUGGAGAUGAUAAGGACUUUGAGAUUGUUUACAGAACAGCAAGGAGGAAAAUAAUGGGAAGGAGGGAAGGAAGGAUGAAGAAGUGAAGCGACAGAAAAGGGAACAAUGCAUAUUGUUUUGGUAGUUAAUUGUACAUCUCUGCCAUAAUGAAGAGACCUAUCAAGGAGAGGGAGAUACAGAGAAAAAGAGGGAGCUCAUUAAAAAAAAACUUUUUAAAAUUGAAUACGUUGAAGAAAAGUAAAGCACUUUUUAUUGUAUUGGCCCUCCCUCUUCCUCUCUUGUCAUCUGUCUCUCCCAAAUCCAACGACUCCAGCCACAGUGCUGUAUGAUUAAUGCCUUUGUUUCUGCUUUCAUAAAUUUCCAUCUCACCUCUGGUUUUAGCUUUUAAAUUUAGCCACAAUUUUUUUAUUUCUCCCAAAACCCUUAUAUUAUCCUUAUAUUCCCUUCAGUGCUUUCAACCUCUCAGGUAACGUUUAUUACCUGCAUUUGGGAAAAUAAUCAAAUUAAUCUGUAUUUCUACAGACAUGCUUGUAUUUGGAUUAAAAAUAUUAACCCCUAGUGAAAGAUGCCUUCCAAACAUACAGUAUAUCUCAACAAUAGAGACUGCUGUAUUUGAAAGGGUAAAGGUGAAAGGUCAAAGUUCAGGGAGGAAGUGUGGCUCAGGCACCUAAAAGCACGCCGUUUUUUAUUUACAUCCAGAGAGAACAGCAGUCUUGCAGGUACAUCUCCAGAUAUUAAUUUUAUAAAGUGUUUGUUACCAUGUAUUGUUAUUAAUGUUAUUAAUGAUUGCGCUUGUUAUUAUUAUAACUAUGGUUAUUGUUAUUAUUGUUCUCCGUAUUUAGUCCUUUUUUUAAUUUUGUAGUCAUUUCAAGUCCUGCUGGACAGAGGCAGAAUGUGACUGAUAUUAAAAUGGCUCCCAAUUUUUUUUUAAAUAUUAAAAACAUCAGGUUGUUCUACAGGAAAUAAACAUACUUGUAUGAAAGAUUCGAAAUAAUGUUGAGGAAUUACAGAAAUUGCUGGAGAGAAGAUCAGAAAAAGACUUACAGACACCAGCCCUGUUGACAGGCCAAAGUUGCUGUGUGUUAUUUUUUGCAAUAAUGUUUAUGUGCCUUAAAAACCUCACUGGAUUUAUUGUAUUUGGAUGGUUCUUUGGAGAAAGCCUUGUUCUUUUGGGUGGAGCAAAAGUUCUCUGAGAGGAAUAAACCUAAUUAUGGAAAAAAAAAUAAUGGUGCUAUGUAUUUUCUUGAAUACACACAUCCACAUCAAAAUGUUUAAUUAAUGUAGUCUUAACAAUGAUAAUAAUAAUGAUAUUUAUAAUGAUGAUGAUUUACUGUAAAUGGAAGGGAAUGUGAUUCUUGCUUUUUUUCCUUUUUUUUGUAUUGCAGGAACAAAUAAUGAAAUAAAAGUAUUUUGUCAAAUGUU
Molecule: messenger RNA, 3643 nt
Organism: Neoarius graeffei (lesser salmon catfish)
Lineage: Eukaryota; Metazoa; Chordata; Actinopteri; Siluriformes; Ariidae
Gene: mmp14a
Product: matrix metallopeptidase 14a (membrane-inserted)
Exons: 10
Coding region: 421-2112 (563 amino acids)
Biological process (GO): skeletal system development; extracellular matrix organization; collagen catabolic process
Cellular component (GO): extracellular matrix
Molecular function (GO): metalloendopeptidase activity; zinc ion binding
Source: RefSeq, a predicted model, not a curated record